AUGGCAGAAUUAGGUCUAGGACGCUAUCUUCAACAACAGGAGAUACAACAACACCAAAGACAACAAUUGACUCUUGAGUUACCACCAUUGUCAUUAUCGUCACCGCUUCAACAGCAACCCCCGCAACAGCCAGCAACACUGCAGCAACAGCAUGCAUCGUCACAGUGGCUGAUAAUCGAUGAAUCAGCUAGUGUAGCGUCUCCAAAUUCCCAAAUUCGAACUAACAGUAAUAACAAUGCAAUUCCCCAGCCAAUAAUAAAAGUUCCUUUCCCUCCGCAAGUGAACCCUGAAGAUUUAAUUACGAAACAAAGAAAGGGAAAGAUUCCCACAAAACCUCCAAAUGCAUUUAUGAUUUAUCGAAUGAAAUAUGUUGAAGAAUUACAUGCAAGAGGAUUUCGAUUACCGAUGCGAGAUGUCUCCGCUUCUGUUGCGAGUAGUUGGAAAGAUGAACCAGAAAUAAUAAUUGCGCAUUAUGAAGAAAUAGCAAGAGAAACGACAUCAGCCAAUCAAUCUGGAGGUUUUUUACGACAGAUGACUUUGCCACCAACCCCUUCGCCUUCUAUGAAUACAAGCCCAGUGAUAAAUCCACAUUAUGGUUCUUUAUUAGGUCCUUCAUCCUCACUCCGAUCUACCUCUCUUCAACCGCUGCAAAAUUAUUCCCAGCAGCAAAACAAUUUAAUCUCGUCUAAUUAUCAAAUGCGACUAAAUGAUCUUCCACCUUUGAAUACUGGACAAUAUCAAAAUUUUCUUAACGAUAAUACUAAUACUCAAACAAAUUGGGAUUAUUCCUCUACUACCCAUUAA
Ambispora gerdemannii is the source of this 804-nucleotide messenger RNA. NCBI's taxonomy places the organism in Eukaryota, Fungi, Glomeromycota, Glomeromycetes, Archaeosporales, Ambisporaceae. The record is from the annotation of a GenBank genome assembly.